CCAGCUUGCGCUGUUCUUCAUUCUCAGGCCGGGUAGGACCCCAGCAACAACUCUGCGAUCGGUUCAACCUAUGAAGAUUGAGCUCUACAAUCGCAAUCCAUCCUCCGAUUAUACAACAUUUUGUGGAACUAUAUUAGUGUCACUGAGCAGAAGACAUUCAUAAAUUGUUAAAUUCGAAUCAGAAGGCACUGGGAAGAGGCGCAAAGAAAAAUUUUCAUACUCGAUGACAUUACAUCGAAAUGUCCGAUCGUUUGGGGCAAUUAACCAAGUCCAAGGAUGGGAAAAGCAAGUAUUCCUCACUCAGCCUAUUUGACAAGUACAAGGGAAAAUCAAUAGAAUCUCAGAAAAAUACAGUAGUUACACGACAUGGCUUGCAGAGUCUUGGCAAAGUGGCCACAGCCCGGCGCAUGCCCCCACCCGCUCACCUGCCUAGCCUGAAAUCUGAAAACAAAGGAAACGAUCCCAACGUGAUUAUAGUGCCCAAAGACGGUUCAGGAUGGGCGAACAAGCAGGAACAAACCGAUCAAAAGAGUUCCAGUGCAUCUACGCCUCUGCUGCCGGAGUCGCAGCCGCAGCUGGCUUUACAGAAGCCUGUCUCCAAUCUUCAGAAGUCCGCACCCGUGACCAGCCAGGAGAACACAAACACAGGUGGACCAAAGCAAUGGGCCCAGCUAAAUGGAAAGGCAGUAGAGCCAGAUGGUUCAAGGGCCUUAAACCGACUUCAGCCCUUCUCUCACGAGGAAUUUCCCACCCUGAAGGCAGCUGGAGAACAGGACAGAGCUGGCAAAGAAAGAAGCGGCUUCGAUCCGUCGUAUGGGCCCGGACCAAGCCUCCGCCCCCAGAAUGUGACGAGUUGGAGGGAAGGUGGUGGCAGGAACCUUCAGCCCUCCUCCCUGACCCUCAGCCUCCCAGCAGAUCCUGAGGGGAAGAUCACUGCCCUGGCUGAGACUGGCUCUCCGCCAGCCUCCUCGCAUCCUUCCUCUGCCACCGGCACCACCUCUUCCUCUAGUGCAGUGAGCGCUCCGUCACCGAGCCUGGAGCCCAAGGAGCCUUCCCUCAGACCUGCCCAGCCAGUACGCAGACCAACCGUCCCUACUGCCCUGCAGUAUCAGCUUCACCACACGUCAAACGCUGUCUACCAUGACAUGUUGCCUGCAUUUAUGUGUGCUAAAGAGACACGUGAAACUACAACCCCUGACAAUGUUACAACCACUGCAGCAGCCCCAGCCCGAUUUGACAGCAAACCCACUUUUAGACCAAGCUUUACCAAACCUGAGCUUGUCAACGGAGAUUUAAGAAGAGAGAACCGCUUUGUCCGUGCUCCACCUCGAGUGUCUUCUCAGCCCAUCCGCAGGCCCAGUGAGAGACCAUCGCGUCCAGCCAUCAUUAAUCCAGAGGACCUGAAGGAUCUGGAUGACCUGGACAACGAUUGUGAGGAUGGUUGGGCUGGUCUUCAUGAAGAGGUUGACUACAGCGAGAAGCUCAAGUUCAGUGACGAUGAAGAUGAACACUCUACUAGUGAUAAAAAUAAAAUGUGGGCUGAGUGGGAGAGGGAGAACCAGCGAGACUGCCAGUCCUCUCUUAGCUCAGGAGACGCACCUUAUUCUCAGGAGGGAGCAGAAGAAAAUUAUUCAUCCCAUCACCACCACGAGCCUCUAAGGAAACCCAUUGGCAGAUAUUUGUCUACUGACAGUCAGAAAAACCACAGUGACCCAGCAACAGACUCAGACGAUCACCAGCGUUCUCAGAGUCAAGCACCAGCUAGGGCGAAAUACAUGUCGCCUGAAGUAUCCGAGGCUGUUGAAAGAGCCCGAAGACGGCGAGAGGAGGAGGAGAGACGUGCUAGGGAAGAGAGACUAGCUGCCUGUGCUGAAAAACUCAAAAAGUUGGAUGAGAAGUUUGGAAAGUCUGAAAGACCUGCGUCAAAGGUGGAAGACAUCCCGAAGGAGGUCGAGGGCAAAGAAGUCCCACUUUCUCCAACCCGGGAUCACAAUAAAGGCCAUAAUGAAAACUGGCAGUACGCCACAAAAGAAGGUAGUGAGUGUCUGCCUGUCAACUCCUUUGUUGGCCAAAGCUACCGUGAUGAGCAUAAUCGCAGCAGUGACGAUGAUUGUCCAGAACCUUCCUCACCUUCGGAAGACUAUGGUGGGCGUCCAGCCUCCAAACCUGUUCCACCGCGCUUUCAAAAGCAGCUACAGCAACACCAGCAGCAGGAACAACCCCCCAAAAUGCAGCAUUGGCAGCAGUCUGGUCACCCCUCAAGCUCAAGUCAUUCCCAGCGGGGGUAUUAUCCCCCACAUGUUCUUGGAUUUGAUCCCCGCUGGAUGAUGAUGCCAACUUUCAUGGAUCCACGCAUGACACAAGGACGCUCUCCUGUGGACUUCUACCCUGGUUUGUGUUCAGACUUCAGGUAUGGUAAAACCAUGGUGCAUCAAGACCACCUGAACAGUCCUAGCUCCGACGAGGGAUGCCAUUCCAACCUACAAGAGAGACGGGCCCCGUCCACUGAGCCUUACCCAGUUUGGAACAAAGAUGGCUACCCAUUGCGGAGCUUCACUCCUCCCUAUCAGAGACAGAAUGAAAGCUCAGAUGGUGAUCUGUCAGGGGAAAGAGGAAAUAUUGCCCCUUCCCAGCGGGACGCCUUUGAAGAUGGACCUAAUCAGAGCUUGACAAACAAUGAUGAGCCUUCCCAUAGCGCUUACCGUAGCCGAGACUCUGAUAAGGAACGCAAACACCAUGACACGGGCCUUCUCACCACUGCUCAAAACCUCUGUCAGAAGAAUGAAGCCACAAAGCAAGAUACAAGAGAUAAACACCUGAAAGAUGGUCUUGACUCUUAUGAGACCAUAGACGGAUCCCAGGAGGGCUGGAAAAGGGAUGGAGGGGGCCUCAGUUCCCCGAACCACUGGCCUGAAGCUGGUUCUACCAAUAGUGUUAAUCAGGCAUCUGAGACUAGUGGGCGGCCAUUGAUUCGUAGAACUGGGCCCAUCAAGAAACCAGUUCUGAAGGCACUCAAGCUGGAUGAUAAGGAGAAUGAAAAACCUAAACCUGAGCCUGAAGAGAAGCCUGUUCCCUAUCGUCUGGAGAAAGAAGUCCUCACUAAUGUUUAUGAUUUGAAGAAAGACAACCAGCCUACUAAUAACAGGCGUCCUGCAUCACCUGUUGUUGAGAAACAGCCUGAAGAGAGACGGCGCCAGUCACCAGCUCUUUGCAAAACAGACAAGCCUCUCAGCACCCACAGUGAGGACUUCCCUAAGGAAACUACCUCAGUAAGCAGCCGGAACCAAUUAGUUAGAGAAAGCCAGGAAAAAAAACGGGAACCUCAGGCCCCACGCCGCAACAACUGGAUUUUCAUUGACGAAGAACAAGCUUUUAGUUCAGCCAGAGGAGGAGGUAGAGGCCGCAGUCGAGGGUUCAGGGAAUUUAGCUCCCGAGGUGGAACUCGUGGUGGCCGAGGCGGGGAUAACCUUAGGGGAGCCUAUAAUAACACUGGUGGUACUCAGAGGCCGGCUAGAGGUCGAGGACCACCAAGAGAUCUCUUGAAGGUUGAGGAGUUCCAGAGAGGCAAACCUCGUAGACGAAAUGUCAGCGAGACAUUGAGCGAAGCAUCAGAGUAUGAGGAACUUCCCAAGAGGCGAAGGCAGAAGGGAACAGAAAAUGGAGAAGGGUACACAGAGUCUGGUGAUGUUAGUAAGGCAGAUAGAGACUCUUGGAGAUCAAACAAGGUGUACACUGAUGAACAGACAGCCUCAGAUAACAGAGAAAAGGCCAGAAUGAGGGGCUUUGGAGGCCGUGUUUUGCCCCCUAGACUGAACACGGCAAACGGCUACAAUCGAAACUUCGGAGGUUCGAGGGAUAUUUCUUCAUGGAGGGGCCGCGGUCCCCAUUUCAGUGGCAACAACAGCUCAAUGGCAGAGAAUGGAGGACAUGGUCCUGGAGCGGAGGUUUCUUACUCCCGCAGACCAUUAACAGAACGUGAGGCUCUUAAGUACACUCCUAAGUUUUCAGGCUCUUUCACAGAGAAUGGUGGGGAAGACCGUGAAGGGGAAUACUACUUUGAGAACGACAACUCCGACAGACAGAUGCUAAGGAGGCGGCGUCCCCCACGUCAAGACAAACCUCCCCGUUUCCGGCGUUUACGACAAGAACGCGAACCUGGUUCAAAUCAGUGGACGAGCGAUGAGUACAUUAAUGGAGACUUUGCAAAUCCCUGGCCGGCUCGCCCUAAAGGAAGCGGAGAAGACCAUUGGCCCACUGGUCACUUCUCUGGACGCUCCAGUCAGCAUGCCCAGACAGAAGAAUGGGAGACAGGAUCCGACAACAGUGACUUUGACUGGAGAGGGAAGCAAGGUGGGAGUGGAAAUAUGGCAGUGCAGGGACACGUUGACAUUACCUCAGACUCUUGUCACAGUGAAUUUGGCUCUGGUGAGAAGAGGGAGCUCUCAAAGAGAAGCUUCUCCAGUCAGAGACCGCUGGUUGAGCGACAGAACCGAAAAGGAGAGCCGUCACUGCUAGAGGCAACCAAGAUGGUUCGCACACCUGAAAAUCCCCCUGCUCCGACAUCCAGCAGGAAUGAGAGUUGGCAGAAUGGAGGGACUUCUUGCAAGAGCAGGAGUCCAGAUGACUCUGGCCCAGUCUACAGCUUGGAGCCCCAACCAGAGGACAGGGAGCCCAGUGAGCUAACAGGAAAGAAAUUAGAAAAGGAAAUAAAAGCAUCAGCUGUAAAGGCAGACUUCGCUGAAUCUCUCACACAAUACGAACUCAGCAGCUACCCCCUUGAUCCUGAUGCAGGGGGACAAAAUGUGGAUCCAGAUGGUUACCAAGAUGCUUUGUCAAAAAAGCAGCGCCGACCACAGGAAGAUGAGAGGCGGAGAAAAGAACAGGGUGCCGCUGUACAAGUCAAGAAUAGAACAGCCACGUCCAAGAUGCCACCACGCUUCAUCAAGAAGCAAGGAAAUAUGAGUCUGGAGCAAACGGAGGAAACAAUUUCCUCAACGAACAACCUAGGAACUGAAAUCUGGGAAACCAACAGUUCAGCUCUUUCUGUUCAGUCUUCAGGGGGAGACUCGUGGACUAAACAGGUGUCGUAUACUGCGAGUGAACCCAACUCUGAGGAUUCUGAUGCUGGCCCAGAACAGAGUAAAGAACAGCACAAACCAGGGCCCAUCGGAAAUGAACGUUCCUUGAAAAACCGCAAAGGCUCAGAAUGUGUUGAGCGACUAGAAGGUGGCCCAAUUACUCCAGUCAACGGUGUGGAUCUCCAUGUGGACAGCGUACUUCCCGUCCCUCCCAUUGAGUUCGGUGUGAGCGCCAAAGACUCUGACUUCAGCCUGCCGCCUGGCUCCGCCCCCGUACCGGUCUCCAGUUCUGUUAACAAGCUUCAGGAUACACUUGGCACUGAUACCUCUUUAAAUCAGAGCAUCCCAAUGCUGCGUUCCAACCACCUGCAGCCUGGCAUUAGCCUCAACACCAUCUUCCCUACUGCUGACCUCACUCUCAAGAUGGAGUCGGCACGUAAAGCCUGGGAGAAUUCUCAGUCUCUCCCGGAGCAAGGCUCACCCGGCGGUAAUUCCUCAGGUGCUCAGCCUCCCUCUAGUGCAGGUUCAUCUAGUGGAGUCAGCUAUAGCUCUUUUGGAGUUUCUAUGCCUCCAAUGCCUGUUGCAUCGGUGGCUCCUUCCAUGUCCAUGCAAGGUAAUCCUAUUCCUCCGUUGUACAUGGACGCUCACGUCUUUCAAACUCAGCCACGCCUCGUUCCUCCCACUAUGACCCAGCAGCAGACCUAUCCACAGGCAGCAGCAGCUCAGCAGAUUCCCAUCUCUUUGCACACAUCUCUUCAGGCUCAGGCUCAGUUGGGGCUCCGUGGAGGUCUGCCCGUCUCUCAGUCGCAAGAGAUGUUUAACUCCAUCCCCCCCUUCAGGUCCCAGGUUUACAUGCACCCCAACCUAUCACAGCCCAACCCUAUGGUGCUGUCAGGUGGGGCCCCCCUAAAGGGUCCUUAUUCAGCUUUUCCUGGCAUGCAGCAGUCAGACAUGGUGAAAUCCCAGUCAGGCUCCCACUACCAGCCUAUGAACGGCAACCAGCAGCUCGUCUACGACAGCCAGAUGAAUCAGGGGCCCGGUAUGGGUUCUUCACAGCUGAUGGACUCCCAGCUCAUUCAGGUGACUGUACCUCUACCUGGCUCACAGCUGCGCUAUGGUUCAGCUCAGCAGCACCUCAUCCUCCCACAGUCAAUCCAGCUGCAACAGGGACAGAACCUGUCAAUGGGGGGGCCCCGCCGAAUGCUGCCACAAGGCUCCCAGGCUGCUGUGAUGACUGGCAGCAGAGAGGGCUCACAGAUGGAAAUGAAGGGAUUCCAGUUCUCUGAGAAGCCCAAUCAUUCUCCAGGUUUAUCUGGAGGUUCCUACAGGCCAGGGUCUGCAAGCCCCAGUGGGAAGCCCUCUGGUCCCAGUGGGCCUAUGGGGCCUCUGCCUACACUUUUUACACAGCAGGUUUCACCUGCUCAAGGCAGCAUGGUAAUGCACAUGCGACCCCCCACCACUGGCCCCUUCCCCAGUCCAAUUCAGAGACCUGUCAUGCAGGUUAACAAACCCGUCAUCAUCCGCUCCCCCCCUUACCCCAACCCCGGCCGCGACCCCUCCCAUUCCACCCCUCCUUCAGUCCCUGAGCCCCCAGUCAAAGGGUCAGAGGAUGGCAUGAAGAGCAAAGCAUUGCGAGAAGUACGCAAAGCUGUGGGGGAGGGCAAAUCGCCACCAGGGGGCAUGACCAGCAAACUCCAGGAGCCCUUACCCACCAUGGGUCAGGCUAAACCAGCACGCACUGGAGCCAUCAAACCCCAGGCUGUCAAAGUAGAAGAGGGCAAGGCAUAACAAUGGACCUUAAAGAUCCUCACCACCACCGACCCUGCCAGCUCAGAGAUCCUCCAUGAGAUGUCCGGGUCUUUGAAACAGAAGCAAAGCGGGGUGGGGGGUGGGUAAACUUGGAGUUACAAUGAAUUAACCAUGAACUCCCAGAACUGGACACUAUUAUUUCACACCAAUUAUAGAGAUAUAUAAAUGAAUAUAUAUUAUGCAUACACACAGACCAUCUUUUAACCUGAGCUCUCCAAGGUCCUCUUUAACUUAUUAUUAGACCCUUUCAGGAGAGACUGGUUUGGCAAAAUAUUUGUUUUGUGUUUGUUCUCGGUCGAUGAUGGAAAAGAAAGAUGGCCAACUCAAAAGGUUCACUCUUCAUGCUGUUUUGCCAAACUGUAUUUGCUUCCUGUAUUUGAACUGUAGCCCUCCAGAACAGACAGGACAUUUAACAUAACCUACUGUAAGAAGCAAAGUGUGUUAUUUCCUAUUAACAACUUUGAAAUGCAGUUGGGCACUUCUUCCUUUUUUUUUUUUUUUUUGUCAUUUCCUUUCAGAUUUUGCUAGUAAAUAAAGGUUACCUUCAUGACCACCCGUUCAAUCCACCUGUGAAAGACUUGUUUUAUUAAUUCAUCAUGGGAAAAAAAUGAUUUCCUUGCAUGUCAACAUUGUGCAUCAGCCCAGAAUUAUGUCUGUUGGAGGUACACAACAAACCCCACACGCUAUCAGAACUGCUUAGAUUAGUGGAACAUCUAUUUUUUUUGUUUUUUUGUUUCUACAUUCUGUUGCUCUACUAUGUGAAAUUAAAGGAAAAGGAAGGACAUUUGACGGGAUCCUAUUUCUUCCGUGGGAAAGUCACAGGCAUUGACGGAGUGUGUGCAUGUGAUGAGCUGGAUGUGUGUGAUCUUGCAGGGCUAUCAUCAAGCAGCUGGCAAAGUUUCACCAACACUUUCUAUAUACUGUCAAUUGCUCAGUCGCUGUAAGGACGCAAUUAAAAAGUGUGUUUUUGAAGGGGUAGGGGCUUAGAUGACAUAAAAAACUUAAAUGUAUCAAUGAAAUGAAAGCUUCCCUGUUGCUUUGCCUGGGUUGGUAUCAAUUCACUUAUCUGUAUAAACCUGAUUUAUAAGUGAUGUUUCUUUCCUAUAUACCGUAGUUAUCUUUGGAUGUUAGCCGGAUAUUAAAAUUCCCAUCCUACUGAACAGCCCUGUCAGGAAUGGGAAAGGCGCCUCCUUCAGUCAGCAUCUGGUCUCUGCAGUGGCACUAGCAAUAAACACAACCUAACUAAUCGCAAUCGGGGGCCAAUUAGACAACUUUUUAAUCUUGUUCCAAUCAGCACCAAGGACUGCUUACUGCUUAAAGUAAUGUCUUUUUUUCUUUUUUGUUUUGCAAACUCCCAGAACUCUGUUACAGAAAUCUUUUUUUUUUUCUUUUCAUUUUAGGUCAUAACUCCUCAUCUUUAAAACCUACAGUAAAAAUGUUAUUACUGGUUAGAUGUUCGCAUCAUGUUCAAGGACACUACAACAUGUUUCUCUUUAUUACAGUGUUUCACUGGUUUAUAUGUAAAUGCAUACUUAACUGUACAGUCAUGCCUUGUCAAUGGAGCGUAGAGGUGGAAACAUUUUAUUUUGAAAAAUGUUGUGGCACUAUAAAAGAUUAAAUGUUAAGCAAGUCACUGCGUUCUUUACAUGAACUGCUUUCCUGUGAUCAGUCUGUUGGGCUUGGAGACUUUUCAUAUUAGUUUUUGUAAAAGUUCCUACUUUUCAUCAUUGUAUGACCACAGAUGCUGCCCUGACUUCUUUUAUUUUGGGCUUUUGUGAUGCAUUUUUUUCUUUUUCUCAGAGGACCAGUGCAUCUGAUUCAACGCUUUAUCCAUUCAGCUAUUGUUGGUUCAAGAGAAACGGUUCAAGAGAAAGAACUUAUUGAAAGAAAAAAAAAUCAAGCAGUGGUGGUUUCUUUUGUUUUGUUGAUUAUAUGUACUGAGUCAAAUAUGAGAAUCAAGUUUGCAAAUGUCCAACACCCAUGAAGAAAAUUAUUGCCCAAUAGUCUUUGAUUUUUUAAAAAUCUAUUAUAAAGACUGUUCCAUAUUUGAUGUGUGAAAAAAAUGACUUUUUUAAACACCAGCAUUGGCCCUCCACACAGGUAUCGCCAGCUUAGAUUUGCUGUCACUUGCUUUAAAUAUUUUCUUUACAAGUUCCAUGUAUAUGUUGGGCUCAUGAUACUGCCUCAGAAAAUACUAAAAUCAUUUUCAAAUCCAAAAA
Molecule: messenger RNA, 9106 nt
Organism: Cyprinodon tularosa
Lineage: Eukaryota; Metazoa; Chordata; Actinopteri; Cyprinodontiformes; Cyprinodontidae
Gene: prrc2b
Product: proline-rich coiled-coil 2B
Exons: 31
Coding region: 240-6866 (2208 amino acids)
Biological process (GO): cell differentiation
Source: RefSeq, a predicted model, not a curated record